CCUCCCUCCGCAGCCACCACCCCGCAGCCACCACCGCGGCCCCGCCAGCAGCGGCGCGGCGAGCGGGGCGCGGAGCGGAGCGGCGGCGCCGGGGCGCGGAGUCCCAGCGGCGGCCGCAGCCCUCCGGCACGGCCCCGGGCCCAUCCCGGGAGCCGCCGCUAGGUGGGGGGGGGAGCCCGGCCCCGGCCGCCCCGGCCGCACAACAAUGACUUUGGGCAGCAGCGGCGGCGGCGGCUGCGGGAUCAUGUCCGAGCGCUCCCCGGAGGAAGAGCCGCUCUCCGAGGUGGAGGACGCGGAUAUCGACGUGGUGGGCCCGCCCCAGGAUGGGGGCAAGUACAGCGAGGAGGAGGAGGAGGAGGACGAGGACGAGGAGGACGAGGAGGACGGCGGCGAUCCGCUGGGGCUGGCGCUGCCGCGGAGCGGGGCCGCCAAGGCGCGCAUGGGGGGGUCCCCGGAGCGGCUGUCCCCCGCCGGCGGCUCGGAGCCGGCCUGCGCCCGCGGCGCCGCGCCCGGGGAGAAGGCGCCCGCGGGCGGCGGCGGCGGCGGCGGAGCCGGGGGGAAGAACCCGCUGGUGAAGCCGCCCUACUCCUACAUCGCCCUCAUCACCAUGGCCAUCCUGCAGAGCCCCAAGAAGCGGCUGACGCUGAGCGAGAUCUGCGAGUUCAUCAGCGGGCGCUUCCCGUACUACCGGGAGAAGUUCCCCGCCUGGCAGAACAGCAUCCGCCACAACCUCUCCCUCAACGACUGCUUCGUCAAGAUCCCCCGGGAGCCCGGCAACCCGGGAAAGGGCAACUACUGGACGCUGGACCCCGAGUCCGCCGACAUGUUCGACAACGGGAGCUUCCUGCGCCGGAGGAAGCGCUUCAAGCGGCAGCAGCAGCUGCACCCGCCGCACCCCGAGCUGCUGCUGCGGGCCGGGGCCGCCGACCCCGCCGCCUUCCUGCCCGGCUUCGCCUACGGACCCUACGGCUACAACUACGGCCUGCAGCUCCAGGGUUACCCCCACCACCACCACCACCAUCCCGGUGGCGGAGGCGGCGGCGCCGCGGGCGCCUUCCCCUUCCCGGCGCCGCACUGCCCGUUACCGGCUCCGCCGCCUCCCGCCGCCGCCUCCGUCUUCUCCGCCGCCUCGGGGCUGCCCUCCUUCCUGGGCGGCGAGCUGAACUGCAGGAAGUCCUUCUACCACCCCCAGCUGAGCCCCACCGCCCUGCCCGCCGCCCUCCUCCAGACCCUCAAGCCGGACCCCUCGCCCGCCGGCGGCGGCGGCGGCGGCAGCGGCGGCACCAACCACCCCUCCCGGCCCUCUUUUUCCAUAGACAACAUCAUCGGGGGGGCCGUGCCCCCGCCGCCCAGCACCAACCCCAGCGUCGCGCCCGCCGCGCCCUACCCCGCCGGCCAGGCGGGCCCCCCGGCGCAGGUCCUGGCCGUGCUCAGCCCCGCCUUGGCCCCGGCACAGCCUCAGGUCAGCCUGGCACACGAGCCGCUCCUCCAGCCGGCCCAGAACUUUUCCAGUAAAAUCACAACCCUCAGCAGCUGUCAUUUUUAAAGUGUGCUGUGGACUGGGGAAGGGGAGGGGGAUGGGGGGGGAGAGUCGCGAAGCAAACGGCCCCUUUCCAGCUCUCCUCCACUCCUCCGAAACUGCUCCCCUUCCCUCUCCCCGUGUCCCUCCCCCCCAUCUCCUCCUGUUGUGUUUUAAGCAUCCAUCCCUAGACACUGCUGGAGAGGAGAUUCUGGAGCUUUGGAUGAAAUCCCACAAAUUUUCAUGGAAGCAGAACAGCAGGAAGGCAAACAGGAAAGAAGAGGAGUAAUAUACUAAUCUCAGGGGCACUUGUUGCAUUUCUCUCUUUUCUUUGCUGUGCUGUUUCCUUUUCCUCCAGCCACAUACUACAGGAUUACGGCAAAUGAAUUAAGGGAUUAAAUCAUAAGGGAGAAUUAGGAUCCUGCUGAUGUAGAAGCAGAAAACCAGAUGGGCUCAUUGAACUCUAGAUGAUGCAAGAAAAUCUUGGGUAGUGCUUUGGAUGUAGGUCACAGGAUAAUUCAAGUUAUUUGGAACCUCUGAAGAUCUCUGGUCCAACAGCCUCAAAGCAAAGUCAGUUUAGAUCAGAUUGCCCAGGGCUUUGUCCAGUGAAGUUCUGAAUCCCCAAGGAUGGACAUUCUCCCACACCUCUGGUCCUCUGUGUUGAAUCAUCUUCAGGGUAAAUUUUCCCCCAAUAUCUAAUCCAAGCUUUCCCUUCUUCAGCUUGUAUUUGUCACUUCUCCUUCAUGUCUGUGUGUACUCCAGGGAGAUGUCCAGGUUCAUGAGGACCCAUUCAGGGCCUGUUGUACCCCCCUUGUAAACCAGAUUGUUGGGCACAAGUUUCCCAUCUUAGACAGAGGGUUCUGGGCCUUCUGAGCACCUCGGAUUCUCCCAGUGUGAUCAGGCCUGGAUGGGAGGUCUCACCUCUCCAUGGUGCAUCAGUGCUGCCUUUGAAUUGCUCUCACCUGUGUAUGCAGGGUGAGGAUUUGCUGCUACUGUGACUGGAGACAUCCCAAGCAACAUCCAAACAUCACCCCCAUAACCCACUUUCAGGAUCAUCCAGGAGGCGGUGGGUCUGGAGAAAAAGGACAUCUGGUGGCCUUUGGCCUGCUGCAUCCACCUGGGGAAACAAAGGCAUGGAUAAUAAAGGUCACCUGUUCACCUUCAUGGCUGACAACUGAGCCAAGAAAUUCCUUCUCCCCAGUGCCCUGAGCACUCCUCCAGACUGCCUGGGGUCAUACAGCAUGAGGCCAUGCUCAGACACAGCUUUUGGUGACAGGCUCACAGGCAGGUGGACCUCUUCCAGUACAUUUUGGCAGCUGGGAAUCAUCUCAGCGAAAGACAGAGCUGUGACGUGUUUGGCUGUGCCUUGCAGGAGGGAAGAAAAAAUUAAAAGUAAAAGAAAAAAUAAAAGAGAAAAGACAAAAAGGAUAAAAGUUGUCUACAACUU
This is a messenger RNA of Poecile atricapillus (Black-capped chickadee), 2966 nucleotides long. It is a transcript of the gene FOXD2, whose product is annotated as forkhead box D2. Gene Ontology annotation, biological process: regulation of transcription by RNA polymerase II; anatomical structure morphogenesis; cell differentiation. The coding region runs from base 206 to 1546 and encodes 446 amino acids. Gene Ontology annotation, molecular function: RNA polymerase II cis-regulatory region sequence-specific DNA binding; DNA-binding transcription factor activity, RNA polymerase II-specific. Lineage: Eukaryota; Metazoa; Chordata; Aves; Passeriformes; Paridae. The record is from RefSeq and is a predicted model, not a curated record. The transcript is spliced from 2 exons.